Messenger RNA from Trypanosoma grayi, 918 nucleotides. RefSeq names its product carbonic anhydrase. Gene Ontology annotation, biological process: carbon utilization. The record is from RefSeq and is a predicted model, not a curated record. The transcript has a single exon. Gene Ontology annotation, molecular function: carbonate dehydratase activity; zinc ion binding. Lineage: Eukaryota; Euglenozoa; Kinetoplastea; Trypanosomatida; Trypanosomatidae. Bases 1 to 918 code for a protein of 305 amino acids.
AUGGGCGCUGCGUCUAUUCACAACAUGCGUCACCCGCCGCCAACCGGUGUGAGUCCUGUGUUGAUGCCAUUAAAGGACUCCCCAAUUCACUCAAGCUGCUGCCACUGUAGUAGCGGUGGCAAGAGCGGCACAGCCAAAGGCGGCGGUGCUACCAAGACCGAUACCUUUGCAGGAGGAAGGCUGAUCCAGUCAUUGCAGCACCAGCAGCCCCCGCGUGGCAGCGGCAUCCAACCGCUACUGGAGUACAACAGGCAGUGGGCCAACAAGGUGGCGGAAUUGGACCCAGGGUACUUCAAGGAUUUGUCAGAAGGGCAAUCGCCGCAGUACUUGUGGAUUGGCUGCAGUGACUCCCGCGUGCCGGCCAACGAGGUGGUCGGCUUGUUCCCUGGUGACGUCUUUGUGCACCAAAACGUUGCGAACAUUGUUUCUAACUCCGACCUGAACGUCCUGUCGGUGCUGCAGUACGCAAUAGAGUGCCUCAAGGUGGAACACGUCAUCGUGACGGGGCACUACGGCUGCGGUGGUGUAAAGGCGGCGCUGGAUGGCGCCCGCAUCGGGCUUGCCGAUCACUGGAUCCUGCACGUGAGCUCUGUGAAGCGGCGUUUUUGGAAGCGUAUGGAAGCCAUUCCUCAGAGGCACCACUUCGCCAUGCUGUGCGAGCUCAACGUCAUCACCCAACUUUCUCACAUUCUCGACACGCAGCUCAUGCAGCACGCGUGGGAUCCCAGCGUCGGCACCGGUGGCAACCCUGCGGUGGAGCUCCAUGGAUGGAUCUACGGCCUCGAGGACGGCAUUCUGCGGCCGCUGCUCUCACUCAACCGUGACACGGACCACAUGAAGGCCAUUACGGCCGCGGAGGACGCCAUCUUUUUGCGCUACGGGCUCUUGUCGGAAGGUAAUGGCACAAAUAGGGCAUAG